CUGUAGUCACUGAAUUAACAAAUGGACAAAUGUACCCAACUUUUAUACCAAAUCCAAGUCUGUGCUCUUUCCUGUUCUUUAUCACUUUUUUGUUUCCUCAGCUCCAACUGGGGCAUUAAGGAAGCACCCUUGACUUUUUGCUAGCGUCAUCGAACCCCAUUCUCAAAGUUUCCUGAGAAAGAUAUGUCGAAGAAAUAGCUGGCCCUCUGAGAAUAUCUUUAGGGAAAGGGGCAGUGAGGCUAGCCACAGCAGCAGCAGAGUCAGGCUUCUCCACCUGACUGCCUUCAACAAUGAUUAUCCAACAGCCAUUCUCUGCUUCUUCAUCUUGCUUUUGAAUCAUGGGAUUCAAUCCUGGUGACCAUGUAUCCCAUCCUAGAGAAUAAAUCACAUAUGAGCCCAAUGGUCUUAUAUAAGGGAUUGUAGCGAUCUACUCAAUUUCUCAGUCACACUGGAAAAGGAGGUCAUGUGACCCAGAACUGAACAAUGAAAUAUAAGGGGAAAUCUGCUUGAGUUUCUAGGGAAAAAUCUUGGUUCCAAAAUGAAAAGGCAAAGCCUCCAGAGAAAAUGACCUUGCUACAGUCCUUCCUUCCCACUCAGGAUUUUGGCUGAGGCUGUCAUGAUGCCUGCCAACUUGGGACUAACAAGAGAGCAGAUCAAGGAUAAAAAUCCAGUGAACUGAGGAUGGUAGGAAAAAAGGGGAAGAGAUCAGGCUGGUAAUGACCCUAUUGAACCUCCAACAAGAACCUUGCAAUCAAACACUAUGCUUCUGGUUAAGUAAAUAGUAUACGUCCCUGUUUAUAAACCACUGCUAAUCAGGUUUUCUGUUACUUUCCCACAGAUGGACUAGCCAGGCACAAUAAAAUGAUGUCUAGACAGGUGACAAAUAGGGUUUGGUGAGACCCUAAAGUCACCUCUUCCUAAUGAAGGAUCAAACAAAAGGCCUAUAAUAUGGGGCCAUUAACAGAAGGCGUGGGUGCUGUCCUUAUCAGGUUGCCAAGAAGAAAGCAGAGGGAAGAACAGAAAGGCGGAAGGGCUCCCCUUGGCAGAGAACCAGAGCAAAGGCAGCUGUUGCUUAUCGUGGACACACUGAAUUUAUCACAGUUGUGUGUCACACCCUAGCAGGCAUUUCUUUGAAAAUGUACUGGGGAGUGUGCUUGUAUGUUGUGCCUGCUUGUGUGUGGAGGCAUGUCCACGUCAGUACCACAGGGUAUAAAACAUCCUUUCCUGACCAGUCUUUUGCAGACCUUUUCUGAACUUCUUGCCCCAGGACACUGCUGUUCUACAGGAUGAAGUCUCCCUCCUGCUUCAUUCUCAUGCUCAUCCUCCUCCAGCUGAUGACCCCAGGGACUGCUCCAUGUACCUUAGACUCCAUUGUGGCUACAAAGAUAAAGGAAGCUCUCACUGCCUUAGAGUUAAAUCCUUCCCCAACAAGAAAGUUGUCAUGUAUCAGUAUCAAGAACUCAGGCAGAGUGUCCUCCUGCCCUGCAGGGAUGGUUGUCACCGGCUGUGCCUGUGGCUAUGGCUGUGGUUCCUGGGAUAUCCGGGGAGAAACCACAUGCCACUGCCAGUGCAGCACGAUAGACUGGACCACUGCUCGCUGCUGCCACCUGACUUGAGGGGGAGGAGGAGGAGAACCCAGCUGUGUGACCAUGACCGUAAUGAAACCAUACGCCAAACAGGAAACCUGACUCAAACUGUCCCUUCCAUUUGUUAC
Molecule: messenger RNA, 1714 nt
Organism: Ailuropoda melanoleuca (giant panda)
Lineage: Eukaryota; Metazoa; Chordata; Mammalia; Carnivora; Ursidae
Gene: RETNLB
Product: resistin like beta
Exons: 4
Coding region: 1287-1616 (109 amino acids)
Cellular component (GO): extracellular region
Molecular function (GO): hormone activity
Source: RefSeq, a predicted model, not a curated record